Nannospalax galili (Upper Galilee mountains blind mole rat) is the source of this 1884-nucleotide messenger RNA. RefSeq lists its product as uncharacterized. The record is from RefSeq and is a predicted model, not a curated record. NCBI's taxonomy places the organism in Eukaryota, Metazoa, Chordata, Mammalia, Rodentia, Spalacidae. The transcript has 4 exons.
GCAUCUUUAUCCCAGUUCUGGUGAAGGUGUAUAAGGGGCUAGACACCUGUCAACACCAGCUUUUCUCCAGGUUGUUUAGAAGAGCUGAGUCCAACCAUCAGCAGUAGCUUCAAGGAGCCAGGAAACUCAAAACUUAAGGUGAAAGGGUCAAAGGUCAUGGGCAAAGGCUCUCUCAGGCUGGGGACAGCUGGAUGGAGUCUGCCUCCCCUAGCCAGGUGGAAGGGACCAUUGCUGAGGCAUUUUUACACCACAUAAAAUGGGCUUAGCACACACAGGAAUCAGGCAAGGCCCAGGUGGGUAGUGGUGGUGGUGGUGAUAUGGAAUAUGUACAGGCUUCCCUGUGGGAAAGGCCCUGCCAUGGGGGCUCCCUCACACACUUGGACCCAGGGUGUUCUUUCUUCCUAGGACCCGGCCCAGGGGGAAGAAAGGAGCCAAGCAGAACCAACCAUCCAGAGCUCCCAUGGACAGACAUCCAGGAGCCCAAAGGGGAGAAAGCUCACCCAGGGAGCCCCAGAGCCCUCUGACCUGGCCUCCCAAGACUUGGCUGCACAAGAUUCCUCCAAGGGCUCUGACCAGAGCCUGGGGGAAGCUGAAUCUCAGCUACUGCAGAUAACAGACUCUCCUCAGGGUCAGGGAGAGAAACCACCACAGGGUCGGAGUGGGCAGUCUCCCCAGGGCUAUAAAGGAGACACAUCUCAAGGUGAAGACAAAGGGGUUCCUCACAGUCAAGGAGGAAAGAGUCUUCAGUGCCAGAAGAAGCAAGCUCCGCAGGAUCAGGAAAUGAAAACUCCCCAGUGUGGAGAAGGCUGUACAUUAGAAGUCUGGGGAGUGACUCAAGAAGAGACAGUAUGGUACCAGGAAGAGGGCAACCACCAGGAUUAUCCCAAAGGCUUCUGCGGGUCCCCAGAAAAACAAAUUCUCCAGUAUGAGAAAACAGAGAUCCCAGGACCUCGGGGUAGCAGCACCCAGUUCAUACAGGAAUCUGCGGCUGUGACAAAGCUGGAGGCCUCCGGGGAAGAUGCAUGGGCUCCUCUCCCUGUGAGGAUGCUCGCAGGAGGCGGGACGCUGGCCCACCGGCCGCACGAUCUCCCUGCAGCUUCCCUGGGAGGAAGCCCCAGCUCCGCUGAGGCAGAAGAAAUGAGGCUCCCAGGCCCUGGGGACCCCAAGCCUUCCAAGGCCGCAUGGCCUGUGCCCGGGAGCGGGGAGGGGGUGCGGGUGAGCGCGGAGCAUCAGGAGAUGGUUCUGCAGCGGCUGCUGGAGCAGCACCGCUCGGCCAGGCAGCGGCGGCAACAGGACUGAGAGCAGCAGCAGCUGCGGGUCCUGGAACGACUCCGCAUCGUCGGGAACCGCCACCGCCGGGUUCACCCACUCGCGAUCCCUCCUAGCGCGGCUCAGCUUCCGCCACAGAAGGACGCGGCCCGGCUGCGACGCGCGCUUCGGGAACAGCUGGAACAAAGGCAGCGAGAGAAGACCCAAUGGCUGCGGGCCCUUAGGGCCAGGAACACUCAGAACUUCCAGGAGCUGCUUUCCCCUGGCGCUGAAGAGCCUACAACUGGAGAAUAAUAGCACCGUUCCCCCCACCCCCGACCCCCGUCCUUGCUGGGUCCCCAUGGAGAUGCGGAGAUGAGAGAGUUAAGGAAAAAGCUAGAGAAUGACCUCCAAGUGGAGGGUAUUUUCAGAAAGACCGGGAGUCAAAAUACACCCAAAACCACGUACAAAGGAAAGGGACUGGGCCCUUUGGCACACCUGUGUGGGAAAUACAGAUCACUGCUACCCUGAGAUACGCUCUCUCCGAAUCCAGCUCAGAGGUGCUAUGUAAGAUGGAUGGGGUUUUUCAUUUGCUAAUAGAAGACAUGAAGUUGGGGAUGGUGGAAAUGGGGGAGA